This is a messenger RNA of Verruconis gallopava, 5524 nucleotides long. RefSeq lists its product as uncharacterized. Gene Ontology annotation, biological process: peptidyl-serine phosphorylation; peptidyl-threonine phosphorylation. Bases 431 to 5158 code for a protein of 1575 amino acids. Gene Ontology annotation, molecular function: protein serine/threonine kinase activity; ATP binding. The record is from RefSeq and is a predicted model, not a curated record. NCBI's taxonomy places the organism in Eukaryota, Fungi, Ascomycota, Dothideomycetes, Venturiales, Sympoventuriaceae. The transcript has 4 exons.
CUCCUCGAACCUGCUGAACCUCCUUUCUCGAAUGUACCUUACACGUCCGCAAAUACACCACCACACGCCAUUCUCAACAGCUCCCAAACGGCAUAUCGAGCGCCUGCCUGGCCAGGUGUCAACGCGACCGAACAGCUGCUUCUCUCGGUACCUCCUGAGUCCCGAUCGCCCAGAUGGUUAGGAUUGCAGGCUCAUCGUAGCACAACCCACCGCACGCACGAGGCGUCAAAUCUGAGGGAGGCGGGACAAGAAGGAGGACAGCCGACGUACAUGCUGCUCUGUGUGUGCGAGGCAUUCUUUUAGUCUGCUUUGAGCACCGUGUGAGCGUUGCGGAGCAAGUAUUUUUGGUGUUCAGACCCGGGCACCCCAAACAGAAGCACUCUUCACCCUCUGCCUUGAGACAUCUCAUGUAUGCGGCCACCACACCCCAAUGAUACACACGCAGCGAAUGCCCACCAUGGACACAACCACGAUGGACUCUUCGACCUCGCAGCUAGGCUUCGCAACUGAAGAGUCUGCCGGGUCUGGAGCUGAAGGGCGUGCUCCCCGGAAGCGCCUCCAGCGCGCAGCCAACGCAGAAAACGAUGACCCCUUACGCAAGUCAGGGAUGUCUCUUCCCUUCCAACGGCCAAGAGAUGCCAUUGCUGCUGGCGGUCCUGCUGCUGCACAACAAAACGAGUCCGCUAAGAUGAAUAUGCAUGCGCGACGUCGCUCUACGUUACGAGAAAACAAUAGACCGCUUCUGGGCCCACGACCAUUGGAAUCAAAGAGAGUGAUCAGCGACCAUGCACCUCCUGCGCGCCUUCCCACGUCACAAUUGCCGACGUCCACAGGCGAUCACUCGCUUAGUUCGGGCGUCAAUACACGAUACUCCUUCACAAAGCUUCGUGAGAGUAACCAGAGCAGAGAAAGCACCGGAUCGCAAGAUUUCCUGCCCUCCGUUAGCUUUGAUGACUUUCACGCGAGCCUAGCAUCAAUCGAUCCAGAUCUGGUUCAAUUUCCUGUACCCGGUGGUGACAUCACGACCGCUGCGUCACGCCCGCGGCUGGACUCGCCUAGCAAAUUGACUCUCCCGGAUGGAAAGCCCAAUCUUGGCCAAUCGGUAAUGGAGAGAGGUACAGGCCGAGGCAGCUCGACUAGUGGUGAUGCCAGUAAGGUAGCACGAAGCUCGUCCCUCGCCCGUCGCUUUAGCAAUGCACGCCGUAAUCUAGACCAAAGCUCGUCGGCAGAUACAGCUGCAAUGCCUCCACCAGCAGCUCCUGCCGCCGGAGGUCGGAGUCGACGUCAGAGUUCCAUCACCUCAAACCCAGGAGGUUCGGUUACGUCUGCUCCUACUACAACGGCUCGGCCGCCCCGCAAGUCGGUCGGACCUGGCUUGUUGUCACAGGGCCUGGAAGAGCGAAGGGCUGCUAGGGAAGCACAAGCGGGCGCUGGUUCCGUUUCUCGCACUUCAUCGAUGAACAAGGGAGUCAGGAGGGAGACUUUGGGACAUCAGUCUGGAUCCGGGCCUGAUUUGGCACGACUCGCGCAACCUCGAAACCCUCGAACGAAAUCUUUGCAGCCACCUCCACGUGGACAGUCGAGUAAUCAUUUAUCUGCAACACCAGUCAGUGGUUCAUCAGCUACACCAAAUCCAGUCUCUCCGGCUCGCUCGACAACGCAUCGUAGCCACACUCCAUCAUCCAGUACAAGCAAAAGACAGUCGAUUCAUGUCGGUGGGCUGGGCGCCAGGACGAUAAGUCCGACAGAUGCCCGUAGACUAAAGAGGCUAUCAACAGCGGGCAAGUUACCCGUACCCCAAGCGCCACCAACACCGCAGCCGGAUACUCUCCCAGGUCUGCACCUCAGCAAUCAUGUUCAGCUGGCAGGAUUACGAAAUAAGACUGCCACGCCCUCAUCCGCACGAAAUACGCCAGAUCUUGUUAGUGGAAAGAAGGGUGGGUUCACAGGUCAAAUACCCGUUCUCUCCUCGAGUUCGAGCUAUAGCUCGCUACGCGCACCAAAUGGUGGCGCCUCUUCAAGAAAUAGUCAAAUCAUGCAAGGUUCGAGAAUACCGACGCCGAAACCAAGGAAUGUGCACAGCUCGGCCGGGUUUCAGGAAGAAGAGGAGGUGCCACCAGUACCCGCGAUCCCAAAAGCGUUCGAAUCGCCAAAGGACAUACAAAAUGGCGAGUCGUACUUUGGAGCACGGAAGUCACAGAAAGUUGAGGGCGAUGAAUUGAAGGGCAGUGUGUCGAAAUUCUCGAUAGAUGCUGGGCGGGCUGGAUCGAAAAUAGGAGGCCGCCCGAGCAUGGAUGUAUCGGAGCUAACAACCCUCGGCCAAGAUCGUGGCGGAGUCUCUGUUAGUGCCGCGCGGCAUAGAAGAGGCCUGACUGUGGGCAGCGGUGAUCAUGGUGAAAAAGCGCCACAGCCUAGUGCAGCGUUGAACAAGAAGAACCUGCAGCCACUGAGGCUGCCUCCGCUAAACCUCUUACCAUUGAGUAUGCCUACAGCGGCACGAAUUGCCAAUUUUCAUGGAACAAAUCUCGACACAGACGAGAGACAACAUGCGACUCCACCUCCAAAGAGAAAUUACACCAAAACUCCAAGUACACCAAUGACCGCCUCUAAGGCGACAUUCUUCACAAAGAACGGUCAGGAGUAUGAGGAUGAUGCCUAUGACUUGUUCAAGCGCAGUGCUAGUUCGAUCCACUUGGUCGACCAUUCAGCAUCUCGAUCACUCGGCCUUUCACCGACCACGCCGGUUGCCAUUCCAAGUCCUUUUCCUCGAAAUAAUGCGCGCACGCCAUUCGCAUCUUCGUCACUGCCAAAGCCGGCAGGCGAUUUUGGCCCCCUGGGCAACACGUCCGAGCAGGAGAUGCAUCCUCAGCAAUUGGACAGCAACAAGCCAACUGAUGCCAACACAGCGGUUGCAAGUCCUAAACCGCAGACACUGCUUAUUAAGAAGGAGGCGCCAUCGGCGAGAACAUCAACUUCUGACGAACCAAGCACACCAGCCUCAACAUCAUCGAACUUGCGACGCAAGUUGAGCUUGAGCUGGAAGCGUAGCUCAUCAAAAGCCUCACAGCGUGCGAAAGCUGAAAAGGCAGAAGCUGAAAAGGCGGAGAAAGAAGCAAAGGAGGAGGCCAAGAGAGCUUCUAAACAAAGUCAAAAGGACAUGCCUCCUCCGAAGUUACCUGCUUCUUCGGGCUGGAAUGGUAACUUUAGUCCCACAAUUACAGAAUCGUCGUCACGACCUUCUUUUGAACGUUUUGGCAGAAAGGCUAGCGGUAGUGCGUCGAUCAAAGAUGCCAGCUUGUCCGAGGCGUUCAGUAGUAUUCCUGAUCUCAAACCAACGCUCUCAAAUGACCCGCCAUCUACAUACAAUGAACAGCGACGCAUGGCAUCGAGAUCGACAUCAUCGUCCGUACUUACGCCAAUGCAGCGCAUACUAGGUACUAAGAGCUCACUUGGAACGCUCAAGGCAAGACAUCUAGAUACGAACUUAGAUAAAGACGACCUGGCUGCCGAUAGAAUUAUGGAAAAAAUGGGCUCGAAGCGUAAGGAUUUCGAACAAGCGGCGCGAGAACUCGAUGAGCUUCGAAGGAGGGCCGUACCACGAGAAAAGCUCACCGCGCAACAGGCUACUCAAUGCUGGGAUCUUAACAUCUUUGAACGCGGCGAGAUCAUCGACUAUAAAGAGGUGUACUUUUAUGGAACGAAGAACGCGCGUAAACAUGUGGGCGAUCUCAACCACGCAACAAAUAAUUUCGGCUAUGAUGAUGACCGGGGCGACUACAACAUAGUGCUGGGUGAUCAUCUGGCAUACCGAUAUGAGGUCGUGGAUAUGCUCGGCAAGGGAAGUUUUGGGCAAGUUGUGCGGUGCAUUGAUCACAAAACUGGCAUGCUCGUUGCCAUCAAGAUAAUCAGGAAUAAGAAGCGAUUUCACCAGCAAGCCUUGGUCGAGGUCAAUAUUUUGCAGAAAUUACGCGAAUGGGACCCCGACAACAAGCAUAGCAUGAUCAAUUUUACGCAGAGCUUCUACUUCCGAGGCCAUCUGUGUAUCUCGACAGAAUUGCUUGGCAUGAAUUUGUACGAGUUUAUCAAGGCGUACGAAUUCAAGGGUUUCCCACUUCCCCUUAUUCGUCGCUUUACAAAACAGAUGCUGAGCUCUCUCUGUUUGCUCAAAUCAAAACGCGUCAUUCACUGUGAUUUAAAACCGGAAAACAUCCUUCUGGCGCACCCGAUGCACUCUGAGAUCAAGGUGAUUGAUUUUGGCUCUUCAUGCUUUGAGCAUGAGAAAGUAUACACAUAUAUCCAAUCGCGAUUCUAUCGAUCGCCUGAGGUUAUUCUGGGAAUGAGCUACGGAAUUCCAAUCGACAUGUGGUCUCUAGGGUGCAUACUUGCUGAGCUUCUAACUGGAUAUCCGAUAUUUCCUGGCGAGAACGAGCAAGAGCAAUUGGCUUGUAUCAUGGAGAUAUUUGGUCCUCCCGAGAAACACCUGAUAGAGAAGAGCUCGAGAAAGAAGCUGUUCUUUGAUUCCAUGGGAAAACCGCGCGUUACCGUUAGCUCAAAAGGACGGCGGAGGAGACCGAGUUCAAAGACGCUUCAACAAGUGUUAAAGUGCGACGACGAGGCCUUUUUGGACUUCAUUCAACGAUGUCUGCGUUGGGAUCCGGACAGGAGGCUGAAGCCAGACGAAGCUAUGCAGCACGAGUUCAUUACAGGCGUCAAACGCACAGCUCCAGCACGAACGAGAGUUGCUCAAGGCACUGGACCGACGGCAACCAGUAGUCCAGUGAAACGGUUCAAUACCGUCCAUCAGACGCCUCGUAGCAAGGCGCAACAAGAGGGCGGCGGUGCACGCCCUCUUCCUGAACCUCCCGCGACAAGCUACAGGAACGGCGCUGGCGUUCCGGCGCCUUCCACGUCGCCCGUGAAGGGUGGGACAGGACGCAGACAUUCCACAUUUACCGCAGGGCAGAGCACAACGGGAGCGAAGGGCAGUGUAGAGAAGAGAACGGUGACAGGAACCACAGGGCUUGGGCCAAGUGCAAGUGGAUUGCCCAGGGUGGCUCAAGGAGGCAUCAGUCAAGGCAGAAGCGUGAGCGGCAAGCCGGAUCUGGCGAGUGCGGCUGCAGCCGCUAGUCUAGGACGAAGUCAGCAGUCGAGACUCUGACAGAUCCAAGCUAGGAUGGCACGACACAUGACUCCUGGCGGGUACACGAGUCACCAACAUAACAUGAAGGAACGACGCAGUACAGAAAACGUAUAUCUUAUGUUUAUAUUCUAAUCAUGUUCCCCAUCAUUACCCGAGACGUCUGUUUUGUAGAAAGUAGGUAGCCAGAAGAAGUCGGGGACGAUCAAGGGCUUGCAUUUGUAUGUACUUAAUGCAUUGGGUCUGGUGCUGUAUCUUCGAUUCUUCCGGACGGGGAGGACUCACGACAUCAAGAGGCCAGAGAAAACAAGAGGAGUCCUUUUUAUUUUUGACGUAAAUAGACAAUGGUAGCUUCUGUUGCCCCGCGGCUUUGCCACAGCACGCGAC